CUGGGAGCCAAAGAAGGCCCUGGAGAAAACUGAAGUUUGGGGAGGGGAGUCAGCCGCUCAGCCCCUUCCUCGCCACUCCUACUCCCUCUACCACGGUGUCUGUCGUUGGGGAAGAGAGGUGUUGGGUUACUGCCACGGGGGCUAUAGUUAGAUGUGGGACUUUGCUUGUCGGCGGGACUCCCGGAACAGGCUGUGCUCAUCCAGACACCCGCCGGCGGAACCAAACCGUCCAGUUCUCUGCCUCCGACCUCCGUGAUCUCCAGCCUACUGAAGCCAAGCUUCCACCGCUGCCACUGGUCCCAGCUGCAUCCGGACCUCGCCCUCCCGUCUCCCCCAGGAUGAUGCUGGCUGCUCUGCUGCUCAGCCUCAGCUGCCUUGGCCUCCACACCCUCUGGCAGGCCCAGGCUGUCCCUAUCCUGCCCCUGGGCCUGGCUCCAGACACCUUCGAUGACGCCUACGUGGGCUGCGCAGAGGAAAUGGAGGAGAAGGCGGCUGCUCUGCUGAGGGAGGAGAUGGCCCGCCAUGCCCUGCUGCGGGAAUCCUGGGAGGCAGCCCAGGAGGCCUGGGAGCAGAAACAGCGGGGGCUCACCCUGCCCCCUGGCUUCAGACCCCAGCAUGGAAUCGCUGUCAUGGUCUACACGAACUCAUCUAACACCUUGUACUGGGAGCUGAACCAGGCCUUGCGGACAGGCGGCGGCUCCCGGGAGUUCUACAUGAGGCACUUCCCCUUCAAGGCCCUGCAUUUCUACCUGACCCGAGCCCUGCAGCUGCUGCAGGGGAGCAAGGGCUGCACUCGGGGACCUGGGCAGGUGGUGUUCCGAGGUGUAAGCACCCUUCGCUUUGAACCCAGAAGGUUGGGGGAUGCUAUCCGCUUGGGCCAGUUUGCCUCCAGCUCCCUGGAUGAGGCGGUGGCCCACAGAUUUGGUAAUGCCACCUUCUUCUCCCUAAGGACUUGUUUUGGGGCGCCUAUCCAGGACUUGUCUGUUUUUCCCAAGGAGCGCGAGGUGCUGAUCCCUCCCCAUGAAGUCUUCUUGGUCACCAGGUUCUCCCAAGAUGGAGCCCGGAGCCUAGUGACUCUCUGGAGCUAUAAUAAGACCUGCAGCAACUUUAACUGCGCCUAUCUGGGCGGGGAGAAGAGGCAGAGCUGUGUGUCUGCACCAACAGCGGGGGCAGCCAGACUCGCUCUCCAACAGGGCCUUCUCUCUGCUCUCCUGGACAACCCUGCUCGUGGCCCCCGUGGGGUUCCAGUGCUCAAGAGCUGGGCCCUUGAAAGUCCAAUGCCUGCCACUUAGGAGUCUUGGAAACUGCUGACCUUCAUAUGAAGAAGGAACCUUCGAGCAGCCUCGAAGCAGGAGCACGGUUUCAGACCAGCCCUAGAAGCCAUCUCCCCACCCAGGACGUGGGGGAGUCUGAGGCCAUGGAAGGUCGGAGGAAGCCCUGCUGUGUGGUGGGGACUCCCUGGGACAAGUAAGGCUAGUACUGUGAUGACCAUUUUAUUAAACAGUGUUGGAGUGUGGUGA
Molecule: messenger RNA, 1520 nt
Organism: Phyllostomus hastatus (greater spear-nosed bat)
Lineage: Eukaryota; Metazoa; Chordata; Mammalia; Chiroptera; Phyllostomidae
Gene: ART5
Product: ADP-ribosyltransferase 5
Exons: 5
Coding region: 339-1292 (317 amino acids)
Molecular function (GO): NAD+ poly-ADP-ribosyltransferase activity; NAD+-protein-arginine ADP-ribosyltransferase activity
Source: RefSeq, a predicted model, not a curated record